AAAGGUCCCUUCCCUCAAGUUGGAGCCCAGGUUUAUUGGUCCAUAUCCCAUCAUCAAAGUAAUUAACCCUUCUUCUGUUCAUCUCAAACUUCCUGAUAAUUUCAAAAUUUCUAAUUCUUUUCAUGUUUCCCCCCUGAAACCUACAACACAGGUGCACCAACAAUCCUUUCCUCCCCAGUAUUGGUUGAGGGUCAGCCUGAAUUCAUUGUCCAAGAGCGAGCCUAGUGCGAGAUGAAAUCUACAUCUGUAAGAAAUGAUAAAAAAAGCAGAAGUGGAGACCCAGGGAGCAGUUGUAUGUGACACGGAGGAGGCAGAACAACACUGAGAAGGAACCAGUCAACUGGGCAGAAAGACAUUCCAAUCCAUUGGCACAAGAUGGACAGAGGGAAGCAGCAAAAUGAUUUUGAUGAGAUAUAUGAAAAUUUCACUGGCACAAUGGAACCAACUGAGUCUUCAAGGAAGAAAAUGAAGGUUCCACAAGUACCCAAAGAAGAAAACCUCUCACCAAAAUUUCUGAAGGCAAGUGAAAUGUUGAGGAGACAGAGGAGACUCCUGAUGGUUCUGGGGACCCUGCUGGUCAUUGCCUUUACUUUCCUGAUAAUCCUGACCAGCCUCAUGUUUAUCUACUAUAAGGAAAAAAAUGACCUUCUAACCCAAAUAGCAACCAUAAACCAAACAAUUGAUGAGCAGAAAUACAACCUUCUAACACAAAUCACAACCAUAAACCAGACACUGGACUCUUGUAUAUCAGAGACUAAGAAAAUUAUAAAGCAUAAAACCUUACAGACAUUACAAAAAGAGAGACCUCAGUGUGAAUCUAACUGGAGAGCAUUUGAUGGAAGCUGUUAUUAUAUUGUUACAACUAAGAAGAACUGGGAGGAUGCUCAGGCCACUUGUAAAGCAAUGAACAGUGAUCUGGUUAUUAUCACCAGUGAGAAGGAACAGAACUUCAUUGAAAGAAUUACUGAUGACUCAAAGUUUUGGAUAGGCCUCACAAGGGAUCAUAAUGUGUGGAGAUGGCAGGAUGGAACAAUCCUUGUUCGAUCAGAGGGAUUUUGGUACACGGGUGAGCCAAAUAAUGAAGCAGGAAUCGAAAACUGUGUCAGCACGUGGAUAGACAAAAAGUGGAAUGAUAUUUUUUGCACUAAUCAGUAUAAAGCCAUCUGCGAGGAAAAAAUACUAAGCUGUAUAUAGUUAUGGAGGUGUAAAUAUUGUUUUUUUUGAGCAUCUUAUUACAAUAUCAAUAUC
This is a messenger RNA of Xenopus laevis (African clawed frog), 1248 nucleotides long. Its product is annotated as hepatic lectin-like. The record is from RefSeq and is a predicted model, not a curated record. The coding region runs from base 376 to 1194 and encodes 272 amino acids. Lineage: Eukaryota; Metazoa; Chordata; Amphibia; Anura; Pipidae. The transcript is spliced from 10 exons.